Molecule: messenger RNA, 1411 nt
Organism: Hemibagrus wyckioides
Lineage: Eukaryota; Metazoa; Chordata; Actinopteri; Siluriformes; Bagridae
Gene: hes1
Product: hairy-related 6
Exons: 4
Coding region: 287-1120 (277 amino acids)
Biological process (GO): regulation of transcription by RNA polymerase II; negative regulation of neuron differentiation; anterior/posterior pattern specification
Cellular component (GO): nucleus
Molecular function (GO): RNA polymerase II cis-regulatory region sequence-specific DNA binding; DNA-binding transcription factor activity, RNA polymerase II-specific; protein dimerization activity
Source: RefSeq, a predicted model, not a curated record
AUAAAAAGGCAGCGAGGCAGCGCGCGGGCAGACAGUCAAUCGCUUGCGUCUUGUCGGCGACGAUCACAGAGCGCGCGCGCGUGACACUGAAACUCGUUAAAGUCGGGAUAACGCUGCGACGGGGAUAAACUUCACUCCCACAUUGCUGGACAUCUAUCUACUUCGCACGGUCUUCGAGUAACGUGUUCUUUUUUUCUUAUGUUGUCCUUUUUUUCUUCUCUAAGGACGACUUAGGAGGUGUUUUGAAUUUUUUUACGCAUUUUACGUGGAUAUUUUACAAAAAAAGAUGCCUGCUGAUAUGAUGGAAAAGAACUCGUCUUCCCCGGUGGCUGCGACCCCGGCGAGCAUGAACACCGUCCCGGACAAACCCAAGACAGCCUCUGAGCACAGAAAGUCAUCGAAACCCAUCAUGGAGAAAAGAAGACGAGCCAGGAUCAACGAAAGCUUGGGUCAACUCAAAACGCUCAUCCUGGACGCUCUGAAAAAAGACCGCUGUUUUCACCCACAGAGCUCCAGACACUCCAAGCUGGAGAAGGCGGAUAUCCUGGAGAUGACCGUGAAGCACCUCAGGAACAUGCAGCGCGCUCAGAUGACCGCUGCUCUGAACGCGGACCCCACCGUGCUCGGCAAGUACCGCGCGGGCUUCAGCGAGUGCAUGAACGAGGUGACGCGUUUUCUGUCCACGUGCGAGGGAGUGAACGCCGAGGUGCGCACGCGGCUGCUCGGCCACCUCGCCAACUGCAUGACCCAGCUGAACGCAAUGAACUACACGGCCCAGGCGCACGCCGGACCCGCGCCGCCGCCUCCUCCGACCUUCGGCCAGCCCGUAGUGCAGAUCCCCGGCGCGACGCACGUCCCCGUGCCGGUCUCGGUGCCGGCGUGUAAGAGCGCGCCUCCAUCCGGCGCGUCGCCGUCCGACGCUGCCAAGGUGUACGGCGGCUUCCAGCUCGUCCCGGCCACAGACGGACAGUUUGCCUUCUUGAUUCCCAGCGGCGCGUUCACUCCCGGCGGCCCCGUCAUCCCGGUGUACGCGAGCGGUGCGGCCACGCCCCUCCCAGCAGCCGCAGCGUCUCCGCGCGAGGCGUCGCUCACUUCAGACUCCGUCUGGAGGCCUUGGUAAAGGAAAAAGAAAGAAAAAGAGAUGGAGAAAGAGAGAGAGAGACUCCUGAAAGACAUUUACACUGUUCAUAUGCUAUGUGUUUUCGUCUGUUGAAGUUUCACUUGUGUUACUUUUUUUUGUUAUUGUUCUUUUUUUUGUAUGGAAAUGUGUUUUAAGAAGAGAUUUUUUAUGCACUAUAUUUGUACAGUUCAAAAAGGGAGAGAAGUUCAUAUUGAAACGAGAUUUAUACUUAUAGCUAAUGUCUGUUCCUUGCAUUUUUUUUAUAUUUGCGGUAUCUUUUUUUUCUAAAGG